This is a messenger RNA of Ordospora pajunii, 189 nucleotides long. RefSeq lists its product as uncharacterized. The transcript has a single exon. Lineage: Eukaryota; Fungi; Microsporidia; Ordosporidae. Bases 1 to 189 code for a protein of 62 amino acids. The record is from RefSeq and is a predicted model, not a curated record.
AUGAAUGAGAUUAAAUCACGAAUAGGCAGUAUACAGAAUAACAAGUAUGUUUUAAUGUCAAAAAUGUUUGGCAAGAAAAGUAAUAAGCCGAUUACUAACGAAGAAGUGGAGGAAUUUGUAUUUGGAUUGUUAAUAUUGUAUAUGAAUCUAUGGAUGAUACCUUUUGGCAUAGUUAUUUUGACAAAAUAA